Molecule: messenger RNA, 699 nt
Organism: Ziziphus jujuba (common jujube)
Lineage: Eukaryota; Viridiplantae; Streptophyta; Magnoliopsida; Rosales; Rhamnaceae
Exons: 2
Coding region: 16-444 (142 amino acids)
Biological process (GO): iron-sulfur cluster assembly
Source: RefSeq, a predicted model, not a curated record
CCUCUUUGGAUAUAUAUGGGCUCGGCCCACGUUUUAAAGCCCGAAUUCGGCCCAUAUAGUGGGAACUGGGUAUGGGUUGUUGAAUCUCUGCCGUCUAUCUAUCUCCAUUACUCACUCUUCACCGUCUCUGUGACUCUGAGUUUGUUUGAGAGAAUUCAAAUGACAGUUGCGGCUGCUCCUGUUCCUUCACGACGGGAGGCUCUAUCUCUCUUCCGCUCGCUUCUUCGAAUUGCUCGCGAAUUCCCAGACUACAACAUCAGAGACUACACGAAGCGCAGGACCAUCGACGCUUUCCGUCAGAAUCGCAGUCUUUCCGACCCAUCUUCAGUUUCCUCUGCUUUCUCCGAUGGUAAGUCUCAGCUCGAGGUCGCCAAUCGACAGGCUUUAGUAUACUCUCUCUACGCACCAAAGCUUAAAAGCGUGAUGGAGCUCCAUCACCCUUGACGGGGUUACCACUAAUCAGUUUUGCUUCCACUACCAGGGUUCCAAUUUGACUUUUUACUCCUUCCAAUUAAUGGUUUUGGGGAGAAUCUGGGGUCUGUGGAAUUCACUGAAUUUGACCAGGGGUCCAAGUUGUUAUUUAAAUUAUCAAAAACACUGGCUUAAAGGUGUAAUUCCUUAUGAACCUUUUUACUAUCUACUGUUAGGAUGAAUUAUAUUCUGCAUUUUUUAAAAUAAAAGAAACCUGUGUUCAAUAAA